GAUUGGUCAAGACAACACAAUUUCAUUUGGGAGACGUAGUUGUGUUCCGUGUCAACGAAAAUAGUAGCUGGCUAGCUACUCUAGCACUUGGCCACCACAUAACUUUGGCUAGAAACACUUUCUUCCAGUAGCUCGCUUCCCUUCACUGUAUACCCCAAAAAGCAGGCUGUUUUUAGCAGAAUAACGAACUGGGGUUUACGUGCUAUCAGUGUGUCUGAACUGUUGAGAAGAAUUUCAGCUAGCAAGCUGCAGCUGGCUAACGUUAACGCGUUAGCAUCACUUGAUCGCUUACUUGGCCAUUCGAGAUCUAAAUAGUCGGCGAUAACUGCAUUUAUUCAUUUAUUUGAGGUGUCGUGGACCACUUUCUCAUCGAUCAAGCAUAAGCUGCAAGCAUUUAUUAGUUGUUAGCUACCGUUGCUAUUUAGACGAGGAUCACAGAGUUAGCUAGCCCCAGUCACCUGAAUACUAAUAUUCUUCGGAAGACAUGAACUCCAAUGUAGAGAACUUGCCGCCCCAGGUUCUGCGUCUGGUGUACAAAGAGGUGUCUGCACUAGCUGCAGAUCCCCCUGAGGGCAUCAAGAUCUACCCCAGCGAAGAAGACAUCACAGAACUCCAUACAGCCAUUGAGGGACCAGAAGGAACCCCGUUUGCCGGGGGUGUUUUCCGGAUGCGUCUGGUCCUGGGGAAGGACUUCCCUGCUGCACCACCGAAGGGCUACUUCCUAACCAAGAUCUUCCACCCUAAUGUGGGCCACAAGGGAGAGAUCUGUGUCAACGUCCUGAAGAGGGACUGGAGGGCAGAGCUGGGACUCAGACAUGUAUUACUGACUAUCAAGUGCCUUAUGAUCCAUCCCAACCCUGAGUCGGCUCUCAACGAGGAGGCGGGGCGUCUGCUCCUGGAGGACUAUACAGAGUAUGCGUCCCGUGCUCGCCUCCUGACUGAGAUCCAUGCCAUGGGGGGGCACGGGGGGACGUCGGGGGUGCCCCAGGACCCCGCCGAUGGCCCCCAGCCCAAAAAACAUGCAGGGGACCCUACCAAGAGGGCGAUGGGGCCAGGGGUUGCCCCCUCUGCUGCUCUGGGUAACGGAGCCAAUGGAAGCAGUACUACCUCCAGCAGUAGUAGUAGCAAUAGUAAUGUUGUAGGGAAGAAGAAAACUGAUAAAAAGCGAGCGUUGAGACGACUCUAAUGCUGCUUGGAGUCUUCUCUGUGUGUGUGUGUGUGUGUGUAUAUACUGAAUAUUGUUCCCCUCUCCCAGACUCUUUCUAUACCCCUGACUCUGUACUGUCCCUUUUGUACUCAUUGCAUCUGAUAUCCCUGUUCAUUCCUUAUUGCCAUAUAUUCUCCCAAUCCCCUGUGGAUAAAUCCAUUUGCAUUCAAUUACUUUUUGACAGCACCCCUUUUUGAUGUGAAUGAAACCUUCCGUACAUAUUUGUCUGUUGUAGAAGUGCUUCGAAAAAUGAGUUUUUGGACCUGAAUGCCAAAAGAUAAAGGUGCUCAAAUUUGCCCCCUUUUGCAGACCCCACCACACAAUGAGACAUCCAUGUCUACAUUACUGGAAAAGAGAAACGGUUGAGAUUUGAUAUAUUUUAAAAGCUUGCAAACAGGGUUGUCAGACUAUUUGUUUAGUCAUUUCUUGGUAGGGUGGGGUAUGCAAAAUGGGGCAACUUUGAGCACCUUUAUCUCCUGAAUGUUUUUGGCAUUUAGGGAACAUGGCACAUGGGAAAACAUGUAUGGAAAGUUUUGUUUAAAACAAAAGGGAUGUUGUGAAAAGUGACUGAAUUCAAAUGGGUUCACCGCUGUGUGUGUUAGUUCUCUCCAUGGUUCCUCGCUGUCAUGAUCUGAGAGGUUUUAUUGUGUUUCAUACACAGCACUAGUGAUUGUGUGUCAUACAGUAGCUAGACUGUUUGAGCUUCAGUCUGACUCAUCUCCCCUAUCUGAAAUUAGGCUUCUUUCUGUUCACUAAACAAACUGUCUUAGAUAUUUUGCAGAAACAGAAAAUUCCUCUUUCUUCACCCCACCCCCUUCUUGACAUGGCUUCUGUUGCUGAAAUGGUACUGUGUACUGCCCAGCUAGCUCAUGUUGGGAAACUGGUGAGAUGUUUUGUCAUAUUUGAGUUGAGUUACCUUAUACGAGAUCAGGUUGUCGGAAGGGAGUCAGGGUAGAGGACUUAUUAGAAGAUUAUGCAAUGUUUUUGAUUUAUAGAGUGAAACGCAACAUGAUGAGAUGGUCAUUCAUUGGGUAGUCAAAUGAGGAAGCAACAAUGAGAAGUUUUCCUAGAAAAUGUUUGUCUAGUAGUGGUCGAAAUGAGAUGGACACGAAGGGAGCAACAUUUGGUCUGAUUAUUACUUUUAAAAAUGAUUUCACCCCUAUUUUUUUGUAAAUGUUUAUCCCCAUGUAUGACUAUUCUGUUUUUGCAUUUUUACAAAAUUGUCAUUGUUUAUUCAGUGUCCAGUAUUUGCCAGAGUGGUUUUAAAGUGACAUGUCUAUAUUCAGAUGUCUUGGUGCGUGUAUGAAGUAGGUUAUUGUCCAUACAGGAUUAGGUUAGGUUGCAGGAUUGUGCAUAUCAUUGAUUAUUAAUUAUAUCCCAUAUAUAAUUAUGGAUAUUUAUUUAUAUGAUCAUUGCGGCACAUCUGGUCUUUAGUACUAAUUUGCCAAUAGUGUACUUGUGAACCUUUUAUUGUAAAAUGUUUUUCAUUUGAUUUGUAUGGAUCAAAUACCUGCUCCAGUCGUAUGCACUAUCCAGCUCCUAUCCUUUUCCCAAAUGGGCCAGAAUUGGAAAAAAACUAUGUAAUGGUCAAUAGGGAAGCCUCAACAGAUUUGAUAGAAAGGAACUCCCCAGUUGAUCGUCUCCUCUGGCUGGGUUUCCUGGGCAUGUUUUCUCCCUCUGUUCUAAAUGCAUGUUGGCUCCUACAUUUCCCAGGGAAACAAUCAACAGUUGUCUUUUACUUUGGUGGGAGAAGGUGCCUGGGAAACAGUCAUUGUGCGAAACUUAACGGGUGGGUAUUUUUGUGUCCAUUUUAAGUUAUUUAAAUUAAUAAAUUAGGAAAAUUUGGAAAAAUGUAUCAUUUAGUUCUUCAGUGUUGGUAAGAUAUUGAACAUGUUGUAUGGUGUGAAUAGCAUUGCUCUCUGUGGUACAGUAGUAUAAUGACAGGGAAGGGAGAAAUCAGAUUUUUAGAGAGACAACCUACAUUGGAGGCUAUCUGGGGCAUAUUUCAUAGUAAAAACAGGAUUCAUUUCCUCUUCAUCUGUAAAGGUCUGAGAACACGGGAUGGGUGAAAAGCAACAGGGGAAACAAGUUGGAGGGAGCCACUACACUGUUGAGCUCCACCCAUUGUGUCAUGAAUUCCAUACACACCUGUUUAGUCUAGUGGAAUGUGCCCCCAGCAAGCAGGCUGUCAGUUGAUGUACGUAAUGAAGGGCUCCUUCCUCUGGCGUGGCUGCAGUGAGCAGCAUGCAGAGCAACCAGCUACCCAUGUGGGUGGAAAUAUCUGCCUGAUCCUGGUAAUUGCCCUCAAGACACCUGGGUGUUGGGCUGGAGGUGAUGCUAGGAAACCCCCCUGUUUAGAAAGGUUUUUCACCUUCUAGUCCCCCUCCAGUGGAAAGGUUUAUUCAACCGUCUAUCAUAGUACCCUACCACCUUGACGGUUAUGGGGAUAGAAAAUACGGAGUGGCUGCGGAUCCAACUUUUCUGGCCCCAUCUUCCCAACAGCUAAAUGUCCCGAAGCUUUUGCUCGUGUGAAAUUCUCUACUUCACACACAGUCUUGGCUUUACAAAUAAAGGACAGGCUACUGUUGCGACUGGUGCUCAUUUAAAUAAAGUUAGAUCAAAGCUGAAACAAUGUCUGCAAAAACAAGCGAGGAGAAGAGAGGUCCAGAAAAGUCUUAUUGACAGCCACUGCCUAGGAAAUGGGUGUGUUCGGGCGGUAAGCCUAACAAAGCCGACUAGACGAAAGUCCUUGGGUGAAGUCUGUGGAGGUGCAUCUGCAACAGCCGAAAGUCAGACACUAGUGGUUUUCAAACAGCAAGGCUCAGAUCAACAUGGCAGUGCCAACAUAGCUGCUUUUUGCAAAAGUUCUAAAGAAUAAAUGUAAAAGUUUAUCACACACUCACAAACUGAAAACAUAAUGUGUGUACAUUUAAAUGAUUAGAAAGUCUCAUAUCACUUUCAGUUGUAACCCCUGGAGCUUUAGAAUCGUGGCAAGUUGGUAAUGUCUGGUCACGUUCGCGUGGGUCAUUCAAAAACACCCUAAUGAUUGGUUGACAAAUAGUGCCUCCCACUAUACAGGUGAUGGCUGCAUGGUGUGGGGUGAUGGCUGCAUGGUGCAGGUGAUGAGAAGCAACUGCGGCGACUUCUUCAGAAACUGCAUGACGUUUGAUCACAUGAUUUUUGUAAGGUUCGUGCAGUUGACAUGUAGGUGAAAGGCGGACAAUUUUUAUAACUAUAAUGCAACAUACUUUAAAUGGUAGUGACCAACGAUGGUCACGAUUUGACAAAAGUGAUCCACUUGAACGUGCCCAACUUUACAUAAAUCAUGUGAACAAAGGUCAUGAAGGUUUGACUGCAGUCGACAGUAAGUUUCUGCAGGUGCUCUUCACCAACUUCAUCCUGCAGCCAUCACCUGCAUUGUGGGAGGCUCUAUUGUCAACCAAUCAUUAGUUUUUUAUAUGACCCACACCAAUGUGACCAAAGACAUGACUGAAACAGGAACCAACUUUGCCGCAAUUCAUGUAUACAGUGGAUAUGUACAAAUGAAUGUGAUAUUUGAGGCUCUCCUUUGCCAAUUGAUCGUAAAAUGUGCACAUAGUGGCAAGAAAAAGUAUGUGAAGCCUUUGGAAUUACCUGGAUUUCUGCAUAAAUUGGUCAUAAAAUUUGAUCUGAUCAUCUAGGUCACAACAAUAAACAAACACAAUCUCCUUAAACUAAUAACACACAAUUAUACGUUUUUAUGUCUUUAUUGAACACACCGUGUAAACAUUCACAGUGUAGGGUGGAAAAAGAAUGUGAACCCUUGCAUUUAAUAGCUGGUUGACCCUCUGCAGUAAUAAACUCAACCAAAUGUUUUCUGUUGUUGUGGAUCAGACCUGCACAAUGGUCAGGAAGAAUUUUGGACCGUUCAUCUUUACAAAACUGUUUCAUUUUAGCAAUAUGUUUGGUGUGAUCCGCUCUCGAGGUCAUGCCACAGUAUUUUAAAUCGGGUUGAGGUCAGGACCACUCCAGAAGGUGUAUUUUCUUCUGUUGAAGCCAUUCUGUUGUUGAUUUACUUCCGUGUUUUGGGUCGUUGUCCUGUUGCAUCACCCAACUUCUGUUGAGCUUCAAUUGGCAGACAGAUAGGCUUACAUUCUCCUGCAAAAUGUCUUGAUAAACUUGGGAAAUAAUUUUUUCGUCCAUGAUAGCAAGUUGUCCAGGCCCUGAGGCAGCAAAGCAGCCCCAAACCAUGAUGCUCCCUCCACCAUACUUUACAGUUGGGAUGAGGUUUUGAUGUUGGUGUGCUGUGCCUUGUCUUCUCCACACAUAGUGUUGUGUGUUCCUUCCAAACAACUCAACUGUAGUUUCAUCUCCCCACAGAAUAUUUUGCCAGUAGCGCUGUGGAACAUCCAGAUGCUCUUUUGCGAGCUUCAGACGUGCAGCAAUGUUUAUUUUUGGACAGCAGCGGAUUCUUCCAUGGUGUCCUCCCAUGAACACCAUUAUUGUUUAGUGUUCUACGUAUCGUAGACUCGUCAACAGAGAUGUUAGCAUGUUCCAGAGAUUUCUGUAAGUCUUUAGCUGAGACUCUAGGAUUCUUCUUAACCUCAUUGAGCAUUCUGCACUGUGCUCUUGCAGUUAUCUUUGCAGGAUGACCACUCCCAAGGUGAGUAGCAACAGUGCUGAACUUUCUACAUUUAUAGACAAUUUGUCUUACCAUGGACUGAUGAACAUCAAGGCUUUUAGAGAUACUUUUGUAACCCUUUCCAGCUUUAUGCAAGUCAACAAUUCUGAGAUCUCUUUUGUUUGAGGCAUGGUUCACAUCAGGCAAUGCGUCUUGUGAAUAGCAAACUCCCAUUUUGUGAGUUGUUUUUUUAUAGGGCAGUGCAGCUCUAACCAACAUCUCCAAUCUUGUCUCAUUGAUUGGACUCCAGGUUAGUUGAUUCCUAACUCCACAUACCUUUUCUAACCUACACUGUGAAUGUUUAAAUUAUGUAUUCAAUAUAGACAAGAAAAAUACAAUAAUUUGUGUGUUAUUAUUUUAAGCAUGCUGUGUUUUGUCUAUUAUGACUAAGAUGAAGAUCAGAUCAAAUGUUAUGACUAAUUUAUGCAGAAAUCCAGGUAAUUCCAAAAAGUUCACAUGCUUUUUCUUGCCACUGUAUAUUUUCAGUUAGUGAGUGUGUGAUAUGGGGGCUGGAGACGUGUUUAUUUCGACAUUAUAAAGAACAACUUUUCUACGCAAUGGCAACACUGCCAUGUUACACUGAGCCUUGCUGUAGGAAAACCACAUCAGUGUCUGACUUUUGGCUGUCGCAGAUGCACCUCCCCCAACCUCACUCCUCAACCUUCAUCUACAGUCGGUUGCUUUCGCCUUACCACUCAAACAAGCCCAAUAUCUGACCCUGCUGUAUCAGUGGUUGGGGACAAUGUUUGUAUUCUCUCCCCUUUGCUGGCUUCUGCCAGCCCUUUUUACCCAUAACCUAAUACUGUUCUCUCUUUCUGGGAUUUGCACAGCAUGGGCUUAUUCAUUUGGGGAAACAUUUCAGGCUGUUCAUAGAGGUAUAGAACAUACAUAUGUCAUACAGGGCUAUUAUUGUUUUCUCUUAUUAUCUGCGGGGUUUAACACCAUGAAUAAGCCCCAUGCUUUACUGUUGGCUGAGAGGCUACAAGAGCUAGUAUUGUAAUCUGGGAGUAUGAUGUGCUUUGUGAAAAAUAAAUGAACAUAGUCAUUA
This is a messenger RNA of Salvelinus fontinalis (brook trout), 6915 nucleotides long. Its product is annotated as ubiquitin-conjugating enzyme E2 S. The transcript has 4 exons. Bases 485 to 1186 code for a protein of 233 amino acids. NCBI's taxonomy places the organism in Eukaryota, Metazoa, Chordata, Actinopteri, Salmoniformes, Salmonidae. The record is from RefSeq and is a predicted model, not a curated record.